AUGAGGGGAGAGAUAAGUGGUCUUAAGACUUUGAUUAUGAAAGACAGCUCAUCGGCAUAUUACAUUCAUUGCUUUGCUCAUCAAUUGCAAUUAACACUUGUAGCUAUGUCUAAAAAGCAUUUGGAUGUCGAAGACUUCUUUUGUCAUGUUACUAAUGUGUUAAAUGUCAUUGGGGUAUCUUUUAAGCGCAGAGAUUUGCUUUGCCAUCUUCAAGCUGAAAAACUAGAGCAAUUACUUGAGUCCGGUGAAAUUCAUACCGGGCGAGGACUAAAUCAAGAACGCGGGCUUCAAAGAUCAGGUAAUACUCGUUGGGGAUCACAUUUCAAAACAUUAGAUAACUUUAUUGUUAUUUUCUCAUCUAUUAUUCGUGUGCUUGAAGUGAUUGAACAUGAAGGUUCUACCUCAAAUGAGAGAAAUCAAGAAAAAUAUCUUUUGAGUGAGAUAAUAACAUUCAAAUUUAUUUUUAUGCUUCACUUGAUGUUGAAAGUUUUGGCAAUGUCAAAUGAGUUGAACAAGAUCCUACAAAAGAGAGAUCAAGAUAUUGUUAAUGUCGUGGAGUUUUUUAUUAUUACAAAGAAAAGAUUGCAAGAUAUGAGAGAAACUGGAUGA
Messenger RNA from Nicotiana tabacum (common tobacco), 609 nucleotides. RefSeq lists its product as uncharacterized. Gene Ontology annotation, molecular function: protein dimerization activity. NCBI's taxonomy places the organism in Eukaryota, Viridiplantae, Streptophyta, Magnoliopsida, Solanales, Solanaceae. The record is from RefSeq and is a predicted model, not a curated record.